Perognathus longimembris pacificus (Pacific pocket mouse) is the source of this 3048-nucleotide messenger RNA. It is a transcript of the gene Arhgap17, whose product is annotated as Rho GTPase activating protein 17. Gene Ontology annotation, cellular component: cytoplasm; cytosol; intracellular anatomical structure. Gene Ontology annotation, biological process: positive regulation of GTPase activity; regulation of actin cytoskeleton organization; signal transduction. The record is from RefSeq and is a predicted model, not a curated record. The transcript has 20 exons. Lineage: Eukaryota; Metazoa; Chordata; Mammalia; Rodentia; Heteromyidae. Bases 118 to 2631 code for a protein of 837 amino acids. Gene Ontology annotation, molecular function: protein binding; GTPase activator activity.
GCCGCCGCCGCCGCCGCCGCCGCCGCUGCAGCUCGGGCCGGGAAGCAAUGUAGAGCUCCCAGGCCGUCCCCUGCCCUGCCCGGCCCCAGCCCCGGGGCCGCCGCCACCGCCGCCGCCAUGAAGAAGCAGUUCAACCGCAUGAAGCAGCUGGCCAACCAGACCGUGGGCAGAGCUGAGAAAACAGAAGUCCUCAGUGAAGAUCUAUUACAGAUUGAGCGGCGUCUGGACACGGUGCGGUCAAUGUGCCACCAUUCCCACAAGCGCCUGAUGGCUUGCUUCCAGGGUCAGCACGGCACAGACACGGAGAGGAGACAUAAAAAGCUCCCACUCACGGCCCUGGCUCAGAACAUGCAGGAGGCGUCUGCCCAGCUGGAGGAGUCCCUGCUGGGGAAGAUGCUGGAGACGUGUGGCGAUGCGGAGAAUCAGCUGGCUCUUGAGCUCUCCCAACACGAAGUCUUUGUUGAGAAAGAGAUCAUGGACCCCCUGUAUGGCAUUGCAGAGGUGGAGAUCCCCAACAUCCAGAAACAGAGGAAGCAGCUUGCAAGGCUGGUGCUGGACUGGGACUCAGUGAGAGCCAGGUGGAACCAAGCUCACAAGUCUUCAGGAGCCAACUUUCAGGGGCUUCCGUCCAAAAUAGAUACCCUAAAGGAAGAGAUGGAUGAAGCUGGGAAUAAAGUGGAGCAGUGCAAGGAUCAACUCGCUGCAGAUAUGUACAACUUCAUGGCCAGAGAAGGGGAGUACGGCAAAUUCUUCAUUACGUUAUUAGAAGCCCAAGCAGAUUACCAUAGAAAAGCAUUAGCAGUCUUAGAAAAGGCCCUUCCCGAAAUGCGAGCCCAUCAAGAUAAGUGGGCUGAGAAGCCCGCCUUUGGGACGCCUCUGGAAGAGCACCUGAAGCGCAGCGGGCGUGAGAUCGCGCUCCCCAUUGAGGCCUGUGUCAUGCUGCUCCUGGAGACUGGCAUGAAGGAGGAGGGCCUUUUCCGAAUCGGAGCUGGUGCUUCCAAGUUAAAGAAACUGAAAGCCGCUUUAGACUGUUCUACUUCUCACCUGGAUGAGUUCUAUUCAGACCCCCACGCUGUAGCAGGUGCUUUGAAGUCCUAUUUGCGGGAAUUGCCUGAACCCUUGAUGACUUUCCAUCUCUACGAGGAAUGGACACAAGUUGCAAGCAUACAGGAUCAAGACAAAAAACUUCAAGAUCUGUGGAGAACGUGUCAGAAGUUGCCACCACAAAAUUUUGUUAACUUUAGGUACCUGAUCAAGUUCCUGGCGAAGCUCGCUCAGACCAGUGAUGUUAAUAAAAUGACUCCCAGCAACAUUGCCAUCGUGUUGGGCCCCAACUUGUUGUGGGCCAAAAAUGAAGGAACGCUGGCAGAGAUGGCAGCAGCUACAUCAGUCCACGUGGUCGCGGUGAUUGAGCCCAUCAUCCAGCACGCGGACUGGUUCUUCCCCGGAGAAGUAGAAUUUAAUGUAUCAGAAGCGUUUGUACCCCUCACAACCCCGAAUUCUAAUCACGCAUCCCACACUGGAAACGAUUUUGACUCUGGGACCCCGGAGAGGAAACGGCCAGCCAGCAUGGCGGUGAUGGAAGGGGACUUGGUGAAGAAAGAGAGCUUUGGUGUGAAGCUUAUGGACUUCCAGGCUCAUCGGCGCAGUGGCACUCUAAAUAGAAAGCACAUUUCCCCCGCUUUCCAGCCGCCACUCCCACCCAUGGAUGGCAGUGCCUGGGCUCCCGCAGCCCAAGAGCCCUCUACCCAGAGCUCUAGGGCUGAUGGCAGCUCGGGGUGUGGGACGGUCCCCUCCACUGCAGGCACACUGGAGCAGGGCCUGAGCCCGGGCGACAGCAGUCCUCCAAAACCCAAGGACGGUGUAUCUGCAGCUGUCCCUGCACCUGGCAGAAACAGUAGCCAGAUAACCACUGGCCAAAACCAGGCCCCCGUGAGUGGCGGCUCCCAUCAGCUGGCAGUGGGCCCACCGCACAGCGCCGCUGGCCCCAGCCCUCACACUCUGCGCCGGGCUGUGAAGAAGCCUGCUCCCGCGCCCCCCAAGCCGGGAAACCCGCCCCCCAGCCACCCGGGAGCCCCUCCGCCGACGCCCAGCCUGUCCCCGAAGCCGGGUCCCCGCAGCCCCUCGCCGCCGCCCCCGGGCCCGGCCCCCGCCGCCGCCGCCGCGCAGCCCUCGGCGCCCGCCCCGCGGCGCCCGUCUAGCGGCCCGGGCCCCAUCCAGGCGCCCAGCCACCCGCCGCCGCAGCCCCCGACACCGGCCGAGCCCACGCCGCCGCAGACGCCCACGCCCCCCAGCACGCCACCGCUCGGGAAGCAGCACCCCGAGACCCAGCCGCUCGCCGGGACCCUCCCGAGACCCCGGCCGGUGCCCCGGCCGCGGAACCGACCCAGCGUGCCGCCGCCGCCACAGCCCCCCGGGGGCGCGCACGGGGACCCCGCCUCCGCCUCUGCCGCCACCGCCGCCAGCGCCAGCACCGCCUCUGCCUCCAAGAUCGUGACCGACACCAAUUCUAGGGUUUCCGAGCCGCUUCGUACCAUCUUUCCAGAGCUGCCCUCGGACUCAGCAGGCAGGGAGGUGCCCGGCCACAUCCUUCUGGACAUAGACAAUGACACAGAAAGCACAGCCUUGUGAAAACCGCAUCCCGCAUCCCGCCUCAGCCUCCGCCUCCACCCAGGGGAGUUGCCUGUCUUCGAGACCAAACAGUGAAAAGCUUUUCAGUGCAGGAAGAAGGCCCUGGCGACGCAGGACUGGCCCUCCACAAGGCCCACGAGAGCGCCGAGGCCCACACUUGAAGCUGCAUGACCUGUGCUGUACUGUCUUGAAGAAGUUGGCUUUCUUCCCCCAGGACAGAAGUCAUGCCAAAAACAAAACACACACACACACACACAUACACACACACGCGUGCAUGUUACUGCCCGGAAGUACAUAGAAAGCUUUUGUCUGGGCUGGGUAUGUGGCUUAGUGGUAAGAGUGCUUGCCUAGCAUGCAUGAAGCCCUGGGUUCGAUUCCUCAGCACCACAUACACAGAAAAAGCCAGAAGGGGCACUG